CCCUUUAUGUCGAAGUAAAUGGCUUCGUUUUGUGGAUGGGUUCAGGUUUUAAUUCGGUUUAGCGCUGCUAAAUUAGACCUAAACUCAUAGUGUAGACCAGGCCUAAGUGUUUCUAAGUGCAUCAGAACCUAGAAUGUCUAUUUGCAGGGAGAAUGCCUGGGAUGAAUGGAGAAUGUGAAAUGGACAAAACCACUUCUGAAAUUGCUCCAAUUGCCCUUCUUGCCCUGACAGGCUGCAGAAUAACAUCCACAUUUUGCUCCGGAUCGUCCCAUCCUCCCAGGAGAAAGGAAAUGGCAUCAGUGGAGCCGGCUCAGGGGGCGGUGACCUUCGAGGAGCUGGCUGUGUACUUCACAGAGGGGGAAUGGGCUCUGCUAAACCCUGCUCAGAGAGCCCUCUACAGGGAGGUCAUGCAAGAGAACUAUGCCAUUGUGGCCUCACUGGGGUUUCCAGUUUCCAAGCCUGAUGUGAUCUCCCGGCUGGAACGUGGGGAAGAGCCGUGGGUCCCAGAUCUCCAGGGCUCUGAGGAAAGGGAGCUCCAGAAAGGUGCUCAGAUAGAUGAGGCCUCCAUUAAACCAACUCAGAAACUGGAACCACAUGGCACAUUAGCAGGAAGAUGCAAAGAGAAAGUUUCUGGGAGGUGCGGAGAGGCAAAAGCCUGUGAGAAUCAGCAUAGGCCAGAGAAAAGCUUCAGUAGUGGCUCAGACCUUAUUCGACAUGAAAGAAUUAAUAUGGGAAAGAGACCUUACACAUGCUCUGAGUGUGGGAAAAGCUUUAGUCAGAGCUCAACCCUCAUCACACAUUACAGAGUUCACACUGGAGAGAGGCCGUACACAUGCCCUGAAUGUGGGAAAAGCUUCAGUCAUGGCUCAGCCCUUAUCACACAUCAGAGAAUCCACACUGGAGAGAUGCCUUACACAUGCCCUGAAUGUGGAAAAAGCUUCAAUCACAGUUCAAAUCUCAUCAAACAUCGGAGAAUCCACACAGGAGAGACACCCUACACAUGCUCUGAGUGUGGGAGAAAUUUCUGUCGGAGUUCAGCCCUUAUCACACAUCAGAGAAUCCACACGGGUGAGACACCCUACUCAUGCACCGAGUGCAAGAAAACCUUCAGUGAGAGUUCAGACCUUAUUAGGCAUUGGAUAAUCCACACAGGAGAGAAACCCUACACAUGCCCUGAGUGUGGGAAAAGCUUCAACCACAGCUCAAACCUGAUCACACAUCGGCGAAUCCACACCAGAGAGACACCCUACACCUGCCUUGAGUGCGGGAAAAGCUUCACCCAGAGCUCACACCUUAUCACACAUCAGAGAAUCCACACGGGAGAGAGACCCUUCACGUGCUCUGAGUGCGGGAAAAGCUUCUGUCGAAGCUCAAACCUCAUCACACAUCAGAGAAUCCAUGUAGGGAAGACACUCUGCUCAUGCUCUGAGUGUGGGAAAAGCUUCAGUCGAAGUUCAGCCCUUAUUAGUCAUCAGCGAAUCCAUAGAGGAGUGACAAACUUCACAUGCCCUGAGUGCGGGAAAAGCUUCAACCGGAGCUCACACCUCAUCACACAUCGGAGAAUCCACACGGGAGAGAAACCUUACACGUGCUCUGAGUGUGGGAAAAGCUUCAGUCGGAACUCAAACCUGAUCACACAUCAGAGAGUCCACACUGGAGAGACACCCUACACAUGCUCUGAGUGCGGGAAAAGCUUUAGUCAGAGCUCAACCCUCAUCACACAUCGGAGAAUCCACACAGGAGAGAGACCCUUCACGUGCCCUGAGUGCGGGAAGAGUUUUAGUCAGAGCUCAACUUUUAUCAAACAUAAGAGAAUCCACAUCGGCGAGUAAUGUCAUAAAUGUCUUGACUAGGGCUGGCCAAAGAAUUUUUGUAAAAUACAUUAGCGAAUUCCCACAUAGUUUGCACCAUUGUCUUCAGUGUGGUGUCUCAGCUCCACUUGAGUUGCCUGCCUCUAUUUUGCACCUCCCCCUUCUUUGGGGUGAUUUUCGUGAUCCUUUAUAUCAACUCCUUUAUCUUUGGGAGUGUCCUCCUCCUGCCAGAAAUAUCCAUCAGCGCCAGCUGGGGGAGAUGGGGUUGACCUUGAUUAGCUACACUGAGGUAAAAGCUACCUGUGUCUUGUCUCCACUGGGAUUGUACGUGGAGGUAACUGCUCAACAUAGCGAUCUUGUAACAACAAAAGUACAUUUGCAGUGCAGACAUGACCUGGGUACAGUGGCUGGGUUAGUUUUCCCCUUCACCUGAGCUCAGCUCCAUAAUUUUUCCUAGUCUAAACAAACCCCAAGGAUCACGUUGAUACCAUUCCCCCUUUACAAUGUGAUUGUUAGUCACUGUGUUCCCCCUUGGGGACAGAUUGUCUCAAUCCUUCUUGUUCUCACCUUGCUCAGGGCUGUGCUGGACAGAAGUAUUUUUUCUAUCAUUUUCCUCAAUUAAAAUAGAUUGAAAUAGAACAAAGAGCAGGAGCAGGAUGGGGGUGAAAUGUGUCAUUUCGGCCUCUGUGAUACCUAAAGGAGAUGGGGUGAGUCAAAGGGAUUCCCUCCUUCCCCAUCACUGUCACAGUCCCCCCUCGGCCCAGCAGCAUUAGCUUCUGUGUAAGGCACAAUAGCGUUUAUCCUCCCUACGUUCUACCCCUGCACCUCCCAGUGUCAUGUGAUGCCGUGUUCUGUGUGCUCCCUGUGCUUAGGUGUCACACUUUGAUCCUAAAUCAGACUCACUGGGGCUAGAAAUGAAAGUGUCACAGACCUGGAUGGGGGAUUUGAAUGGAUCCCAAACACAGAGUAGUCAUUCUGCGCUUUCAUCUCUGCUUCCAUCUCUUGGCAAAGCUGCUUCUGGGCUUUUUCCUGCUGAGCUGGGAUUGUUUGCAGAUGGGAAAGUUGGCUGCAUUUCCCUCUUGUGAUGCAGCUUAAAACUUUUGUACGUAACGUGACAAUAAUAAUGAGGUGGCACUGAGUGAAGAAAGGUUGAAUGGACCCGAGGAGAACACAAUGGGAGAAUCUGUUUUGAUUUAUCAGAUAUAACCUGCUCUGGAAAUUCAUUUGAUAUGAAACUGAAGGUGUUUUAAAGCCCUCUGUGUUGUGAGUUUUUCUCUUUCCUGAAGAUGGUUUGGUCUCACAAUUAGAUAUUACCUUUGUUUGACAGAAUUUACCUCUGAUUUACUGAGGAUUUUGAGACAAAUGACCAUUUGGUACAACAGAAUUUCUUUUAUUCGUGGCUGCUCCUCACCCCUCCAUGAUGACAGGGAGGAAGUUCCAGUGCGGUUCAGUCACUGGGAAAGAAUGCUCCAAGUUACUGGGCACGGUACCAAGGAAACAGUCGUGUUCUAAAAUUUCUACUCUGAAGUGGUGAACAACAGCAUACCAUAAAUUGUGCAACUAACUGAAGUAACUGGACACAAGCACACUUGUUGUGGAUGGAAUAUAAAUGUAUAACAAGAGAUGUCCAAUAACUAGGCUUAAUCAAUUUAUUAAUUAAGGAUUAUUAGUCAAAGAUUAAUACAUCAUAAUACAGAAAAGAAGAGUGCCUAGGUUACCAAUCCCUCUGGAAGACAGGAGUGCAGAGCUCACACUGUCUCAAAGAUCCUGUGCUUAUCCCUCCUCUAAUUGUACCUAGCUGGGGGGGAGUUUCACAAUUUUCCCCAUAUCACUUUUAUCUGAUACAUCUUUCUUCUCUGUUUUCUGUGACAUGUUUUUCAUAGACAAUGAUUGUUACACUUUCUACGUGAGGGAUAUGUUGUAAUUUUCAACAUGACAUAUAUUUUACAUUUUGACAAUUAUGUAGACCUUACACAUUGAGCAAAAAUGGAGAGGCAUGUACACAAGACAAGAAUUUUGAUUUGAAUAUUCCAAGUGUAGCAUUCUCUCUUUUUCUGCUAUAUUUAUGCCUACCCCUGAAAUGAAAAUACUUCAGCUAUCUCAUUGUUUAACGUAGAUGAAAAAGCAUUUUGGAAGAUCUUAACAUGAGGACAAUUCAAGAAACAUACUUGAUAUUAUAUAUAAUGUUAGCAGUGUAUAUACUGUUCAUAUUGGCUAGCACUCUAGAAGUUACAGACUUUCUCUCUCCUAAUUCCAUCUAUAUUGUAGUAGCCAGGGAUAGCACAACACCAAGAAGCUACUGUAUUUAGGUGUAUCUUACAAGCUUCUUGUAUCUUAGUUUUUGCUAAGCUUGUAUUCUCCAGCACAGAUACUAAGGAGGAGUUCUUACAAAGGUCACAGCAUCUACUGUGUGGUAAUACAUAGGGCCCUACCAAACUCAUGUUCAUGAAAAAUGUGUCUCAGCCAGUGAAAUCUGGUUUUUGCCCAUGAAGCGUAGUCUUUUGUUUGCUUUUACCCUAUACUAUUCAGAUUUCACAGGGGGGACCAGUGUUUCUCAAACUGGGGGCCCUGACCCAAAAGGGUGCUGAGGGGGUCGCAAGGUUAUUUUAGGGGGGUCACAGUAUUGCCACCCGUACUUCUGCAUGACCGGAGAGUGGCAGCUGCUGACUGAGGUCCCAGAUAUGAAGGCAACAGUGCAGAAGAAAGGGUGGCAAUACCAUAACAUGCUAUCCUUACUAUGCGCGGCUGCUGGCAGUGGCUCUGCUUUCAGAGCUGGGCUCCCGGCCAGCAGCCACUGCUCUCCAGCUGCCCAGCUCUUAAAGGCAGCACCACUGCCUGCAGCCGCACAGAAGUAAGGAUAGCAGUACCGCGACCUCCCCACAAUAACUUUGCGACCUCCCCCACAACUCCUUUUUGGGUCAGGACCCCUACAAUUACAACACCCUGAAAUUUCAGAUUUAAAUAUCUGAAAUCAUGAAAUUUAUGAUUUUUAAAAUCCUAUGACUGUGAAAUUGACCAAACUGGACUGUGAAUUUGGCAAGGCCCUAGUAAUAGUUACAGCGAAUGUAACAUGAAUAUAAACGACUUCAAAUAUAACAUACUUUAUAAAUUUACUAUUGACUACUUUCUUAUUUUGAUUAUAUAAUACCACUUUUCUACUUAUAGUUGUUACAAUAAUGAAUUAUAUUUUUAUCAGUUAUCACACUUUUCACCUUUUACUUAUAAGAACUGAUUUUCCAAUAUACCUUAUCCAGACAAAUUAGUAGUUUGUAAUAAAACAGUUUACAUCCCUGAAUAAUAGUUCCAUGGUAGAAAUCAGGUUUUAGUAAAAUUCCAUUCUUACAUGGUAGCUGUCACUGCAACAGCACUGCCGUGAUUUCACAAGCUGUGUUUUUCCACUUUAGUUUAGCUGAAGAGAAUACUGAUUCAAUUCACUCAAUAGCCCAGCUGCAAAUCCCUCUGGUCCAGUUUGGUCAGCUAGUGUUAUGAAGCAUUGUGGGUUUUAAUUUAGUUUGGUCAUCACACUGUUAUUCAGCUGGUUAUGGCAAUAUUGUUUCAGAUGAUCUGGGAAGUGUAUUCCCCAGUCAUUGAUUUGGAACUCAGCAAAAAGCUGAUUGGAUUUGGAUCCCAAACCAAUUGUGGUCGAAGCUCUGCAGGAGGUUACUGUUGAAGACAUUUUCUUCCAAAUUAGGUGCACACUGCCUACUAUUUGGGAAGCCCAAUCCCUAGCUCCGUAGAGAUGGAGAAAAUGGAAGUGACAUUUUUGAUGAGUUCACCACUGGUAGAUGCUGCAAAUGUGUAUAAAAUGAACUCAGUGUUGAAUGUGACAUAGCUGCAGAAUUAUACCUGUUUUUAAUAAAUACUCCACCUUCAAUGGGUGACAGGGAUUCUAACCCAGGCCUGGACCACGAGAUUAAAGAAAUAAACUGGGCAUGUUUGGGGAAGCUAUUCCUCACUAACACUACUGACAUUUGGUGUGGUUUGGUAAGGAUCCUACCACUGAAAAGUGUCAAGCUACCUGAACCAAGGCUAAGGAUUAUACAAGAACUCAGGUAGAAAUAGCAGGUACCCAGCAGUUGAUUUUCACCCCAGAGAUGGAAACUGUGAUGAUCCAUGGCCCAGCUAAUCUAUUUAUUUUUAGAACACUGCUCCUUAGUUCAGUGGCAAUCAUUCUGGUCCCAAAGGAUGCCGUGGUUAAAUUGGGAGCAAUUGUCCUUUGCUUUUUGCAUCCAAAAUUUCAUGAGGCAAAGAGAGAAACAGUUGAUGCCUUCAGAGGACAUUCCUUCUCCCUGGAUCCCCAUCUGAUGGCCUUUUUGGACAAGGAGCACUUCCAUGCUGUGCACGUGAUGAUGCUCAGUAAAGGAAUGAAUGCAUCAGACUCCAAGUUCAAACUGCAGGAUACCAGAAUGUUGAGUCCUGAUUCUAUGCUUUUGUCUCUUAGCUUUGCUCUUGUGUUUUAUGUAUUUGCAUCACCUUUUGCUACUCCGACAGAUUAGAAAAUGUGAAAAUAGAAUAUAGGUGAUUUUCUCAUAAUGCAAAUCUUUCCACCUCAUGUGAGACCUCUUCCACCAACACUUACCCACCAUCUUCUGCUGUAUGUCUACACUGCAAUGUAACCCCAGCUUAGUGGGAUUUGAAUCAUCUGACCCGUGUGAAGGAACCCUGGGUUUGAGUGUCAGCAUUGCAUUUUAACCUUAUAUUAAGACUUUUCUAACCCAUGCUGGAACCUAGGGCUCUGGAGUCCACACAACAGACCUGAGUCAACGUAACCAUAUCCUAAUGUCCCCCGCCCAAAAAUGUGGCUGCUCUAGCUCGAGGACCGUGGUGCACUGUGGGAAAACUUUACUGCCCACCCUGCAUGUUACCAGGAAGCCACUCAUUUUGCCAAAGGCCUGAUCGGUUAGCUCUCUUUUGCAAACCCAGGGUGCUCUCUCAUAGUGUGCUUACAGAUUGGUAGUCAGAAGAGAAUCGGUUAAUGCUAGGGCUGUCGAUUAAUCGCAGUUAACUCAUGCGAUUAACUUAAAAAAUUAAUUGUGAUUAAAAAACUUAAUCAUGAUUAAUCACAGUUUUAAUCGCACUGUUAAACAA
Mauremys mutica (yellowpond turtle) is the source of this 6899-nucleotide messenger RNA. RefSeq names its product zinc finger protein 436-like. Gene Ontology annotation, biological process: negative regulation of transcription by RNA polymerase II; regulation of cytokine production; regulation of immune system process. The record is from RefSeq and is a predicted model, not a curated record. The transcript has 3 exons. Lineage: Eukaryota; Metazoa; Chordata; Testudines; Geoemydidae. Bases 153 to 1832 code for a protein of 559 amino acids.